AUGACUAAUUUCUAUCUCUUUGAAGGGACUCCAUCGCGAAUUCUCGACUUUUGCGAGCUGGUCGGCGAAAAUAUUCAACUGCCAGAGUAUAUGGCUCAGUUCGCAAGGUUGCAUCGACGACGAGAGGUUCAAGUCAGUUAUAGUGAUGGAGAUUACUAUUCCACUACCAGUGAUAGUGAUGGAGGUUACUAUUCCACUACCAGUGAUAGUGAUGGAGGCUACUAUUCCACUACCGCUUAUGGAGAUUCAGUCUCUUCGCAGCAGUCUGUGACGGUAAUAUCGGCUACACAGGCUUCGGCGACAGCGACUGCUUCAACUGGUAGUGAAACAAUAACAUCAACACCAACGUCAACUACUACCGGAAGCGCGUCUACAGUUACCGCAUCGUCUUCAUCCUCCUCGGGUCUCUCGACUGGAGCAAAGGCUGGCAUCGGAGUGGCAAUUCCACUAGUCGUCAUAGUAUUAGGGUUAUCUCUAUUUUGGUACUUCCGCAAACGAAGAGAGAACAGGCGAACCGGUGCCGGCAACAACAUUCCCGAAAUCAGUCAACAACCGUGGCCAGAGGAACCCUCGCCAGCGUCAAAAAACCUUCCUGCCGAAGCAGACAGCACCGCUCUUCACGAAGCAGACAGCAGUUCUGUAUUUGAAUCGCCACCCCUGGCUGCCGGUACGCUGAAUCCCGGUGUUUACGAGUUGAGUGGCAAUUCUGCCGUCCAAUAUCCGCCCGCGGCAGCUCUCGCUACGCACAAGCACAGGAUCUCGCUAGGCCAUCACUCUUCUAAAACCUACUCAUCCGUGAGUAACGAGGUAUCUCGCCAGGCAUUCAUAUCGGCCGCUUCUACGCCUGCCUCUGAAACAAUCUCAAGUGGAGGUUUAGAUGCUUCAAUGAGUGCCUUGACCGACUCUGGUACGCCGUCGCAGAACCCACAAGUGAAUACUCGAGAGGGUACUGAACAGCCGUCGUCAGGUGUAGAAAGCACGGACAUGCAGCUGGCGCAGCUCGAGGCGGAAAUGGCGCGUAUCGCGGAAGAAAGAGAACGCUUGCAGCAAAUGCAGGUGUUGGCAGACAAAGAGGCGGAGCUGAAAAGACAAAUUGCCGCACGAAAAGCUACAAUCUCGGGGGCAAACCCAGAUAGCUACCCUUGA
Molecule: messenger RNA, 1146 nt
Organism: Penicillium canariense
Lineage: Eukaryota; Fungi; Ascomycota; Eurotiomycetes; Eurotiales; Aspergillaceae
Exons: 1
Coding region: 1-1146 (381 amino acids)
Source: RefSeq, a predicted model, not a curated record